This is a messenger RNA of Anoplopoma fimbria (sablefish), 1092 nucleotides long. RefSeq names its product aspartate beta-hydroxylase domain containing 1 (gene asphd1). The transcript is spliced from 5 exons. Lineage: Eukaryota; Metazoa; Chordata; Actinopteri; Perciformes; Anoplopomatidae. Bases 1 to 1092 code for a protein of 363 amino acids. The record is from RefSeq and is a predicted model, not a curated record.
AUGCACUGGUCAAUGAACACACUGCCAAUGCCUCCAUAUGUUGAGCUGGGUGUCCAUUCGCUCAGUGGCCUUCUGUGGACUUUUCUGCUACUCUUUCUGUGGCACUGUUAUCGGAUGGGCUCCGACCUGCCAAUCCCAGGUCACGCACACGCUGGAAAGCUCAAGUCAGGCUCAAGGCGGUCCAUGAUGUCCCGUGGCGGUAGCUGUGCUGGAACAAAGUGUAGUGCACGAUCCAAGCUGUCGAGAAGUGAUCAGAUUACUCCCUUUAUUUCCAUGGAAACAGAGGAGGAUGAGGAACAGGGACAGGGCUACCUCACCCCGGUGCUGAGUCAUGCCUUGUUCCCAGCCCAGGCAUCUGCAGAAGGCAAGAAACUGUAUGCAGCACUGCAAGAGUAUGCCAAGCGCUACAGUUGGGUGGGCAUGGGCCGCAUUCAUAAGGGCCUCCGUGAGCAGGUCAGAUUGAACGAUCUCUCUGCCAUUCAGAAGCCUCAUCUCUUCUUCUUGCCAGAUGUCCCAAGUGUUCCUUUCUUCCCACGAGAUGCUCAUCGACAUGACAUUGAGGUCUUGGAAGCCAACUACUCUGUAAUCUUGGCUGAAUUCAAGGCUGUAUACCAGAGAGGCAUCGACUCAAAACUAGGCUGGACCAGUCUGGGACCAAAGGGCCAGGCGGUGUUUCCUUUGUACAGUGCAGGUCUCUCUGUGGCAGGAAACUGUCGCUCCUGUCCCUGCACCUACCGGACACUCCUCUCUCUACGUACAUUCAUAAGCAGCAACUCAUUGGGAUCUGCUGGAUUUUGGCUGUUGGGGCCUGGAGCUACACUGGGGAGCUCAUAUGGACCCACUAAUACACGCCUACGUUGUCACCUUGGUCUGCAGACUCCACCCCUGUGUGAGCUGGUGGUGGGAGGGGAGCCUCAAUGCUGGUCAGAAGGACACUGCCUCCUGGUUGAUGACUCAUUCCUCCACACUGUCUCCCACAAGGGGCCUCCAGAUGCUGGGCCCCGAGUCAUUUUGAGUGUGGACCUCUGGCAUCCAAAUGUGGCUGCGGCAGAGAGACAAGCUUUGGACUUCAUGUUCAGCCCUGACCUCUGA